AUGGAAAAGAGUUCAAAAUUAUACCUUCUACAAGAAUAUAUGAAGGAAUAUAAUAGAGGUACUUCUCUUCCCCAUGAUAGUAAAAAUAAAGAUAACGAUGAAUAUUUAUCUUUAUAUAAUGACAUAAAUAAUGAAGAUCAGUAUAUAUAUAAUCCUCCUACAAUUGACUAUAAAAAUAUAAAUGAAAUAAAGAACUUUGUAGAUAUGAGUGAAUACUUAUCAACUAAGAAUUUAUUGAAUGAAAAUUCAACGUUCAAUGGUAAUAAGGAAGACAUAGAUUUAAGAAAUGGCUCAUUAGAUAUAGAACAUAUUAAAUAUGGAAAUGUUCCAGAUAUAAAUAUACAAGGUGUACAGGUUGAAGAUUCAUAUAUUAAAGAUUUAGAUAUCUCAAAUGAACAGUUUGAAAAUGAAUCUUAUCCUAAUAACAUAUGUAAAAAAGAAUUGAUUACACCAAAUAAUACCGUUAUACCACAAGAUGAUAACAUUAAUGAAACAAUAAUAGAUAGAACUAAUAAUAAACCUUCAUCCUACAAACAAUAUAAUAUGAAUGAUUGUUCUAGAAAAAAUAAUUCAUUUAAUAAUAAUAUAAUGGAUAACAUAUGUAAUGGAAAUGAAAAAUAUAAAAUGUCUGAUAAUAAACAGAUAUGUGAAAUUAUCAAAGCAAAAGAACAUUUAAUUAUAGAUGAAAUAUGCAUCAUGGUAAAAAAUGCAAAUAAAAAAAUUAAAAAUCAAGUACAAGAAUACAAGAACAAAAACAUAUCUGUUUUAGAUUGUAAAGAAAAUAUAAACGAUAAUUGUGAUAUGAAUAAUACACAAAACAUUUUACAUACUAAUGAAGGUACAGAAGAAUAUAAAUUAAAUGAAAACAAUAUCCAUAAUACAGUGAAAAUAACAAAAGAAGUAUAUAGUUGUAAUAGCUUCUCCUCCAAUUCUGAUACAACAUUAAGUUAUGAAAGUGUUAAUAAUAAAAAAAAAACGAAAAAGGAAGAAAUAAAGAAUCAUUGUAAUAAUGUUCAAGAAAUAAAUGAUUUAACAAAAGAAGAUACAUUAAUUUAUAAGAGUGAUAAAGAAUAUACCAAAAAAGAUAUAGAAAAUAUAAAUAAUUUAAAUAUGGAAUGUAAAUUAAAUUCUUUAAAUAAUAAUGACGAUACCAGUGAUAUAAGUACAAAUAACAAUACUAAAGAUUUAUAUCCAAAAAGUAAUUCAAAUAAAUCAGAUAUUUUCAACAAUUCAAUACAUAUAAGAAAUAUUAUUAAUAACAGUAAUCUUGAAGAUUUCAAAAAUAUAAAUACUGUAAACAAUGCAAGCAUUUUUAAUUAUAAAAAAGAUGUAAAUAAAAAUAAUAUAAAUUGUACAAAUAAUAAAUUCUGUAGUAAUAUAGAAAAAAUACAUUUAAAGAAUAUUGAAGAAACUGAAUGUGAUAAAUCAUUCUUCGAUAUAAUUGAAAAAAGGGAAAUUAGGUAUGAUUCAUCUGAUACAUUUAAAGAAGAACAUAUUAAAAACAAGGAGCUACAAAUAGGAUGUUUUUUAAAAGAGGAAAAUAAUAAUAAAACAGAUAUUCUAAAAAAUCCAUUAAAAGAAGAAAUUAGACAUUUGAAAUUAAAAUCUAAAAAUAUUAUUGUAAAAGAACAAACAUGUAUUAAUGAUAUAUCAAACGCAAUAGAAGAACAUUUUUAUUCCACUUAUAUAAGUAAGGAUGCUUUAACAGGAGUUCCUACAAAUAACAAAAAAUAUAAUAAUGAUUAUUAUAACUUAAAGAAAAAUAUAGAGGGAACAAAAGAAACUAUGCAAAAUUGUAAUAAAUAUUUUGAUCAAGAUAUACAAAAGAAAUAUAUUAAUAAUAGUUUCGAUGAAAACAGGAAACAAUCUUUUAGUGGUAAAGAGCAAGUAAAUAAAGAAAAUAUGCCAAUGCCAGACAAGAAUGAACAAGUUAUAUUGAAUAUAAAAAAUAUUGAAACACCUCAUAUUGAGUUAAAUUCAAUAGAUGAAAAAAAAUAUUUUAAUAUAAAUGAAAACGAUUUUUAUGAAAAUUUUAAGGAACAUAUAGAAAAUGAUUCCUUUGAUUAUAGUAUAAUGGAGGAAAACAGAAAGGGUAAUAUUGACACAAAUUUUUAUUAUGAUAAUAAGUACAUUAAUAAAAAUAAAAUAAUAUCCCAUGAAUUUAGUAGUGAUAAGGAAAGAUAUAUUAAACAAAAUGAACCUUCAUUAUAUAACAAAUCACCAAAUAUUAUUAAAAAUAAUGAUUACAAUGAAAAGGUUAAAUAUAUGAUAUCUUCAAUAAACGAAAGCUGUAAGUUAUUGAAGAGAACCUCUUUAUAUAAUGAAAAGAAAAAUGUAAAAACAGAACCUUCUUUAUUAUUAAAAUUGGGAGAAACAAAUACACUAGAAAAUAAAUUAAAUGAUUCUUUUGAAUCUCAAGUUAAUGAAAAGGUAAGUAAAAAUAUAAAGCUGGAACACAAAGCUGCAUCGAAUUAUAAACAUAAUAAUAAUAAUAUUCAUAAUAAUAAAAAGAAAAAAUAUGGAAAUAUAUGUACAAACAUAUAUAAUAAUUAUGAUCAGAAAGGAUACAAGGAAAAUAUCAACAUAAAAUUGACAUCAUUAAAUCAUAAAAAACGUUCAAAUACACCAUCUAUUAUGAUAGCUGAUGUCUUAAAAAUUAUAGAUAAAAAUACAGAAGAAAAUUAUAAAGAAAGAACAAAAUUCUUAACCCCAUAUAAUAAUAAGAAUAUAGAUGAUGAAAAUAAUUCCUCUUAUAACAAUAUCAAGAUUAGUAAUAUAAAAAAUGAAAAAAGUAACAAAUUCGGAUAUCCAAAAAAUAGUAACCGUAAAGUUGUUAAUAUUAAAUCUCAUUAUAUAUCUAAGUAUAAUAAUAUGUUCUUAUAUAUGGAUACAGAAAAGAAAAAAAAAAAUGAAGAAAAAAAAACAUAUAAAAAAUUGAAUGUGCCAUGUCAUAAGAAGAUUUAUGAAUGUGAAAAAAGAGAUAAUUCCAAAGAUAUUAUAAAAAUUAAUUGUAAGAAGGAUGAUAAAGAUGUUAAAAAAAAACAAUGUUCUUUAAAUGAAUAUAAAAAAGAGAAAUUGAUCGAACAAAAGUUACCAAACUUUGGAGGACAAGAAAUACCAAUAUGGGGUGGAAUUGAAAUACCAAAUUGGGAAGAAGAAUAUAUGCCUUUAGAAAAAAAAAUAAGAGAACCAUAUGUAGAAGAGAAAAAAGAAGAAAAAAUUAAAAAUAAAAUAAUCCAUGUAAAUUCAAAUAAUAACAAGAUUCAUUAUCCAUCUCCAAACAAAAUAAAAAAAAAUAAUUCUAUACAUAAUACACAAGAAACAGAAAAAUUAAGGAAAUUAAAAUACAAUAAUGGAAAUAACUAUACUUAUGAAAAAGGUGAGGAAAAGAAUAAAAACAUUUGUUCUUCCUCAAGAAAUAAUUCAUUAACAAGUAUUAGAAAUAAAAGUGAAAAGAAUAUUAAAAAGAACGUUUUGACAAAAAAAGAUAGUACAUUAAACCAAGACAAAUUAAUUGAUGGUAAAGAUGAUAUAAAGAAAAUGGAGAAGAAGAAAAUAAAUGUGAAUUCUCAAAUAAAUCAAAAAAUAGAUAGUGAUAAGAAAAAAAACAAUAAAUUGGAAAAGUAUGGAAAAUACGUAGGGAAGUGCGAAAAAUAUGGAGGAAAGUAUGGAAAAUAUCCACUUGAUAUUGAAGCAUCUUUAAAAUGUAAAAAUCUUUAUCUAAAGAUCAAUGUAGAUACUAAUAGUGAACAAAUAUUAAAAUAUAUUCCAAAUAAAAUAUCAAAAAGAAAUAUGGAAUUUAAACUAAUUAUAACCAAAUUUAUUGAUGGGUUUAUAAAAUGUACUGAAUCAAAGAUUUAUAAAUCAUCAAAUAUAAUUUUACAAAAUAUUGAAACAGAUAUUUCUUACAAUAUUACAAUUCAUGCAUAUAAUAAUGUUGUAUCUACUUUAUGGUUAUAUGCUUCAAUAUCUUUUUAUUUGACAAAAUUUAAUUUGGAGAAUUUUAAAUUAAAAACUCCUUGUUAUUUUACACUAGCCAAAAAUACAGAUUUCUUAAAUUUCAUAACAAAUAAUGAUAAUGAGAAAAAAAUAGUACCUUUAAAAAGUGAAAAAAACAUAACACAAAAAAUAAUUUUGCAUAAUAUUAAUGAGAAAAAAAGGACGAAAGAUAAUGACCUAACAAAUAACUCUACAAAUAUGUUGAAGGAUAUAGAGGAAGAAAACAACCAGCAAUUUCGUAAUAAUAAUUCAACUUUUUCGGAUGAAGAAAAUUCUGAUGAAAGUAUUGUGCCUAUAAAAAAUUUACAUAUCCAAAAUAAUUUAGAAUUUAAAGGUAUCAAAAACGAAAUAAAUAGUAAUAUAAAUAUAAGUACUAGAAAUAAUAUCACUCUUAAUAAUAAUAUUAAUACUUUGAAUAAUAAAUACAAUAACACAAUGGGGGGGAAUGCUCCAAACGAUUGUGAAAUGCAUAAUAUAAUACAUGAGGAUGAAGAAAUAAAAAGCACUUCUAGUUAUGAAGAAUUAUUAUUAAGUUUCGAUGAUCUUAAUAAAAGUGAAAUAAAAAAUAAAUUUAUAAAAGUAAAAUAUGAAAAUUGUAAUAAUGACGAUCAACGAAAAAUAACGCCAACAUUCGAAACAUCUAAUGGAAUUGAAUGUCCAUCCUUUUGUAAGUAUAAUUAUAAUUCCAGACCAAAUCAAAAGAUAGAAGUAAUAAAUAAAGUAUGUAUGAAAGAAGUAAAAGAUAAAAAAAAAGAAAAUUAUAUAGUAUAUAAAAAAAUGAAGGAUAACAACAGUUUGAAAAACACCACAGUAUUGAACCAUAAUACAAGGAAUCAGAAUAAACAAUCUUUUAAAUUUACAGAGUUUUCUCUUAAGAAAAAAAAUACAAACCUAAAAACAAAAGCUCAAAAAAUAAUAAACAUAAAAAAUGACAAUAAUAAUGACAAUAAUAAUGAUAAUAAUAUUGAUAAUAAUAAUAAUGAUAAUAAUAAUGAUAUUGAUAUAUCCAAUAUGUCAUCAAACGAACUCACCAUCAAGGAAAUCACAGAUUCAAGUUCAUUUAUAUUAUCAAGUAGCUGUUUAUCCAAAGAAAAUUUUAAAAAUGAUAAUAAAAGAAAAGACAUAGAAUUUUUAAAAUCUAAUAAAGAUGAUUCAACUGAAAAUUCGCAUCAACAUGAAGAAAAAAAUAAUAACAACUUAAAAGAGUGUAAACCAACUUUAAGUGAUAUAUUAUUAAAACAACUUCUUAAAGAAAAGAAUGGAAUAUCUCAUGAUGAUAAUGAUGAUGAUAAAGGAUAUUCAAAAACAAUACAUAAAAAUGAUAACAUACAUACGAAUUGUAAUGUCAAUAAACAUGAUAUAGAUAAAAGCAAAAAUAUCUCCAUUAAUAAUAAUACAAUUAAUAAUAAAUAUAUUAAGAAAGAAUACACUCCUUGUGAAAAUUAUAAAAAUAAAGAAACGAAGAAUAUAAAAUUAGAUAAGAAAAAAAAAGGUGAUGAAUAUAUAAAAAAUUAUGAACAAAAUUUACAAGAUAUAUACAUAAAAAAUAAUAACUAUUGUAAUAAUUAUAUGAAAAAAUCAAAAGAUAAAAUCAACGAAAAUAGCCCUAUAAAAAAAAAUUUACCUACAAAAGAUAAUACAUCAAAAUUGGAUACUAAAGUUUAUGAUAAUAUGUAUGAUAAUAUAUAUAACAUGCUAAAUAAAAAUGAUGGUGUUAAAGAGAAUAAGAGAGAUUCUAUCCCUGAUUAUGUUUCAAUGGCAGAUUCUAUUUUUCAUUUAGAAGAUUGUAAGGACACACAAAGUAAUCAUUCACAUAUCCAAGAAUUACAAGAUGAAUGUGUUGAGAAAAUACAUAUGAAAGAUAACGACGAUAUAUAUUAUAGUAGUACUACAAAUAAGAAAAACGAUGAAAUGAAAGGAAGAAAUGAUAUCUUUCAAAAUCAUAAUAUAUGUAACAGAAGAGUACAAAGUGGUAACAAGAACGUGUUAGUAAAUAAUAAAUGUAAUGAAUUAAACAAUUUACAUAAAAAGGAAAAUAACAUUUUAAAUAAAGAUGCACAUAUAAUUAAUAGUGUAGAAAAUAAUGUUUAUAAAAAUGAUAGAUCAGUAAAAAAUUUAAAUGAUAUUAUAAACAAAAGAUUUUGUACCCCCGAAAUUGUAACAAAGGUUUUAAAAAUUGAGGAAAGAAUAAACGAUAAUACUUUUAAUAUAGUUGAUAAAAAAGAUACACCAAAUAAACAUAAUAAAGGUCCCAAUUAUAUAUCAAAUGAAAUUAAGGAAACUAAAAAAGAAGUCAAAUCAAAUUCACUUAAAACAUACCUAAAUAAAACAUGCGAUAAUUUAAAUAUAACGAGUAGAAUUAAUAUGCUAAAUAAAACUAGUCCAACAAUAAGUUUUCUAAACAAAACUUCUAUGAAUAACAAAAAUGUAGAUAAGGAAGAUAAUUAUAAAAAAUAUAGUGACAGUAUAAAACGUAAAAGUUAUAAUUCAGAAGAUUUAUUAUAUAAAGGUAAUUUUUAUAAAAAUGUAAGACGUGCAUAUAAAAUAGAGAAUAAACAACCAUUUGGUAAUAAAAAAUAUAAAAAGGUUUUUAAGGUUGAUGAUAAUAAUGUAAAUAAAAAUAGAACAAUAAUAUAUGAUCAUAAUAAUAAUAAUAAUAAUAAUGUAUAUACUCAUAAUAUGAACAGUAAGAAUUAUAUUAAUACCCCCAAUGUAUCUUUAAAUACAUCUUAUGGAAAUAUAAAUUCAUUAUAUAUUCGUGAAGAAAAUCCAAAGAACUAUAAUAGAGAUAACAAACUGAAUAUUAUAAAUGAUAGUAAGAAUGAUAAACAAAAUUUGCAAUAUAUUAACAUUAACAUUAACAAAAAUAAGAAUUCAUUACAAUCUGAUAGUAAUUAUAUAAAAAAUGAAUCAAUAAAAGAGUGUGAAAAAAAUUAUCCAAUAAGAAAACAUCCAAAUUAUAUUGGUACAAACAAUGGUGAAAAUAAUAUUAAUAAUAUUACAUCAACAAUAAAAAAAAAUGUUAACAAUUAUUUUGAAAAAUUAAAAAAUUUAAAGGAUAACAAUAAUAAUAAUAAUAUGAAGAAUAUUUACUCUGGUAAUACCGUCUUAAAUAAUAAUCCUUAUAAUUAUAUUAUGAACAAUAAUAAGCUAAAUUAUAUACAACAUCCUAAUCCCAUAAAUAUUAAUAAUAAUAAUGAUAAAUCUUAUUUUUAUGCAUAUAAUAAUCCUAUAAGUGUUAAUCAUAAUAAUAAUUUAAGUCAUGCAUACCAACAACAUAAUAAUAAUAAUCCAAUAAAAAAAGAAGAUAACAUUUAUAAUACAAGUAGGAACAAAAAUAUUCCAUAUAUGUUAAAUCGUUUCAAUCCAUUUAUUCAACCCAAUUAUGGUAAUAAAAAAAAUAUAUGCAAUAAUAAUUAUUUUGUCCAGUCCACCCAACCACAUAUUAACACCUAUAAUACAACAAAUAAUCAAGAACCCUUUGCUAAUUUAAAUAAUAAUGUGUAUAAUAAGUUUAAUAUGAGUAGUUGUGAGGGGAAAAAUACUGCUUAUAAUAAUUUGUGCAUAGAUCAAAAUAAAAUGUAUUUACUAAACCAAUAUCAAAUGAGAUGUAAUCAAAAUAUUAAUCAGACACAUAACGAAUUAAAUAAUCAAAAAAAAAAUAAUAUGAACCAUUUUAUCGAAGAAAAUAAUAUUGCUGAGGAAAAGAAUAUAUAUUACAAUAAACAAAAUAUCAGACCAAAUGAUGAUGGAAAUAAAAAAAUAUGUACACCUUUAAGUGAAGUACCAGAAAUUAUAGGUGAAGACAAUUCCUAUGUAAUUUAUAAAAUGAAUGAUGAAAAGAAUAUAAAAAAUUAUGUUCAGAAUAAUAUUACAAAUAUAAAUAAUCAUAUUAUGAAAAAUGUUGAUAAUAAUAUUCAUAAGAAUCAAUAUAUAUAUAAACCACAAGUUAAGCCAAAAUAUAUAACACCACAAAUUAGUAACAUCAAUAUGAAAAAUAAUUUGAAUCAUAUGGUUAAAAGAAUAAAUCAUAUAUAUCCAAAGAAUCAAAAUGCUCAUAUUAAUCAUAAUAUUCUCAUAAAUAAUAAUAUAAAUAAUAUGAAUAAUAUAAAAAAUAUGAAUUAUUUAAAUGAAGAAAGAGAAAGAAAUAAUUUCAUACAAAUGAAUAUGGAAUAUUUAAAAAAUAUUCCUAUGGAUAAAAAUAAAAAGAAAUUAUAUUAUCCUCAUACAAAUGUAACAAAUAUGGGACAAAAUUAUGAAAAACAAAUAAAUGCAUCAAAUUUAAUUAGAACAGUUAUAAAUAAAGAUAAUAAAAAUAAUGUAGAGCAUAAAGAAUAUCAAUUACCGUUACCUUAUUAUAAUAUAACAAAAAAAGAUAUUUCAAAUGAAAAUAAUUUUACAAGUUUAAACAUUAAUCAAAUAAAAUCAAUUAACCAUCCUUCUUAUGAUGAAAAUAAUGUUAUGCAUUACACAAAUCAAAAAGAGAAUUAUAUAAAAAAGAAUUACAACAAUUUUCAACAUGUAAAUGAUAUGAAAUCAUUUAAUAAAAAUGAGAAGCCAAUAAAUGUGUAUGCAAAUAAUAAUUUACUUUAUAAAAAAAAAAUAGAGAAGGAGAAUGAAAUAAAAAAUACUUCAAAUAUGAAUACAGAAGAAAAUAAUAUAUUAGAAGAUACAAAUAAUUAUUCGAAUAUGAAGAAUAAUGUAUUUCUAAAAAGUGAAAGUCGUAUUAGUAACAAUGACAGGAAAUUUUCACCGUCGUUCGGAAACAUAAAUAAUGAAGAUAUUAAAAAUAAUAAUUAUGAGAAACAUGAAAAUAUUCAAGUAUAUACAAAUUCACAAACUUUUGAAUUAAAUAUACAACUUGAUGAAUAUACAUGUAAAGAAAUUGCUUUUACAUAUAGAGAUGUACUAGAUGAAAAAGUAAUUCCUUUCAUUAAUGAUAAUAAAUUAAAAAAAACAUUUUUAAAUCCUAUAAAGGAAAAAAUGAGAUAUAUGAUGCAAAAUGGUAUAGUGAAAUGGUACAUAAGUAUUACAGAAUUUUUAUAA
Plasmodium adleri (nom. inval.) is the source of this 9045-nucleotide messenger RNA. Its product is annotated as conserved Plasmodium protein, unknown function. The coding region runs from base 1 to 9045 and encodes 3014 amino acids. Lineage: Eukaryota; Apicomplexa; Aconoidasida; Haemosporida; Plasmodiidae. The transcript has a single exon. The record is from RefSeq and is a predicted model, not a curated record.